Molecule: messenger RNA, 1773 nt
Organism: Metarhizium brunneum ARSEF 3297
Lineage: Eukaryota; Fungi; Ascomycota; Sordariomycetes; Hypocreales; Clavicipitaceae
Gene: CDC3
Product: Cell division control protein 3
Biological process (GO): cytoskeleton-dependent cytokinesis; intracellular protein localization
Cellular component (GO): cell division site; septin ring; microtubule cytoskeleton
Molecular function (GO): GTP binding; molecular adaptor activity; GTPase activity
Source: RefSeq, a predicted model, not a curated record
AUGGCGACGGAGUCGGCAAAGCAAGGCAAAACACAUACCCGAAACUCACCGGAAGCCAUGCAAGACCAGAAUGGCUCUGCUGAAUGCGCUUCAGCAGAGCCAACCAUUGCCUCUAAACGGACAAGCAGCAUUGUGGCCAUACAACAUGAUACGACUACUGUGCUAUCAAUAACAACCUCAGUAACCCCGUCGAUCGCGGACACCGUUCGCCAAUACCGGAGCAUGCUUGACGUUGAGGAACCCCCGAAGCUGAACCCUCUUAAUCCCAUGUCCUUUGAUGAGUUGUACACUCCCCCGAGCCAACAGCCCCCCAAAUCCGCGUCAGAGAAGCCGCAAUACGAAUUGACGGCUAAUGGUGUCUGCGGGACUUUGGCGAAUACUGCUGACAGUCAGGUCAAAGAUCUGAGCUCUUCCAACAGCUCCGAUUCGCCUAUGGGAUCUCCCGCGUCACCUCCUGCUGGCAAGCCUGAAUCCGCGGCCUCUGCUCAAGAUGCUCAUCCUUCUGACCCCGCUCCUGCAGUUCCGUCUCAAUCUGUUCCUUCUACCAUUCAGGACGCCCGAAACAUUGUCCGAAGGAAGCUCACUGGCUAUGUCGGCUUUGCCAACCUGCCAAACCAGUGGCACCGCAAGAGUGUUCGCAAGGGUUUCAACUUUAAUGUAAUGGUUGUCGGUGAAUCCGGCCUUGGCAAGUCUACUCUCGUCAAUACUCUCUUCAACACCUCUUUGUAUCCCCCAAGAGAGCGCAAAGGUCCUAGCCUGGAUAUCAUUCCCAAAACUGUCCAGAUUCAGGCUAUUAGUGCCGAUAUCGAGGAGGCGGGUGUCCGCCUUCGCUUGACUGUCGUUGACACCCCGGGAUUCGGUGACUUCGUUAACAAUGACGAGUCGUGGCGCCCUAUUGUUGACGAUAUCGAGCGUCGAUAUGAUGCUUACCUCGAUGCUGAGAACAAGGUCAACCGCAUGAACAUCGUUGACAACCGUAUCCAUGCUUGUGUCUUCUUCAUUCAGCCUACCGGCCACUCUUUGAAGCCCCUGGACAUUGAGGUUAUGCGACGCCUUCACACCAAGGUCAACUUGAUCCCCGUCAUUGCGAAGUCAGACACUCUCACCGAUGAGGAGAUUGUGAGCUUUAAGGCUAGAAUUUUGGCAGACAUCAAGCACCAUGGCAUUCAAAUCUUUGAGGGUCCUCGGUAUGAGCUGGACGACGAGGAGACAAUUGCCGAGAACAAUGAGAUCAUGUCCAAGGUCCCCUUCGCUGUUGUUGGUGCCACCAACGAGAUUAAGACAACUGAUGGCCGGGCCGUUCGCGGACGCCAGUACCCAUGGGGUAUCAUUGAAGUCGAUAACGAGGAGCACUGCGAUUUUGUCAAACUCCGCCAGAUGCUCAUCCGAACUCAUAUGGAAGAGCUCAAAGAGAACACUAACAACGCCCUGUAUGAGAACUACCGUACCGACAAGCUCAUUGCCAUGGGUGUGUCACAAGACCCCAGUGUCUUCAAGGAAGUCAACCCUGCUGUUAAACAGGAAGAGGAGCGUGCUCUGCAUGAGCAGAAGCUAGCCAAGAUGGAGGCCGAGAUGAAGAUGGUCUUCCAACAGAAGGUGGCCGAGAAGGAGAGCAAACUGAAGCAGUCCGAGGAAGAGCUUUACGCCCGCCACAGAGAGAUGAAGGAGCAACUUGAACGCCAACGAGCGGAGCUCGAAGAUAAGAAGCAACGCAUUGAGAGCGGGCGGCCGUUGGAGAAGGAGGGCAAGCGCAAGGGUUUCUCAUUGCGUUAA